AUGUCUCAAGACCCCCACCAUCAAAUGCUCGAUACGCCUGAUGGCUCAGCAUUGACGUGGAUCUUUGACCAUUGCUUGCGCUACUCGGACAGUUAUGAUAUCUCGCUCCGUGCGGCAUAUGAAUUGAACUGCCAGUCCACCAAAAAUAUGGCCUCCUCGGGUGCUUCCACAAGCAGUCAUUCUCGUUCCCCCUCGGUCUUCUCGCGCAACUCCACCCUCUCGAAGAAUUCCAGCUCAUCUCGUACCUCCUCCGGUUCAUCCUAUGAGACCAAUCCUUGGGAUACCAACGCCGAAUUCCGUGCCUGUUUGACCCGAACUGUGUCCGAGAUGCCUUCCCAGCCGUGCGCCCUCCCCCCGACCUUUAUAGCUUCUUUUGUUCGCCGCGUUUUCACUAAAGAGCUGCGCUAUGUCACCUUCUCUCAGGCCUUGUGUUCUCUGGAUUAUCUGAAGGGCCUUCAGGGUCGCUGGAAGAAGGAAGUCGAUGGUGCCUUCCGCCGAAUCAAUGUGAACCCGCAGGAUGUCAUCGAUCCUCAGAACUCGGAGGUCACUCGCAACUUUCCGGGCGUCAUGGUCUGGUAUAAGGAUAUCAGCCAAAAGGCUCGUGUGAUUGAUAUGCUGUAUACCCAAGUUUACGUUGGCUUGCGCCGCUGGAUUAUCCUCAACGAGAUGAUGCUUACGCCUUACAACAAAGCCAACUGCAUUGCUCUUCUCAACACACUGUUCCCCCCUGUCCGCUACGACUCUCUUCCUCCAACUCAGCACUUGAGCCACAAGCACCUGGAGAACCACCGCGAGUCGUUUUUCAAGUUUAUCACCUUAUUUGAUACCAAGCCCGAGAUCCUGGAGCCAGUUAUGACUCAGGGCGCCCGGCCCGGCGAUGCGACCUCCUGGCCUGCUCUCCGCGAUGCUUUCGACCGCUACGUGGGGAUGGUCAUGGAGAUGAUCGACGAGUGUGCGCUGGUCAACGAACCCGCUCAGCUCACAAAGUCUGGCCACUCCCGCCGCACCGACUCGGGUAUCAGCUUUGAACCUCAACCUACCUUGUGCCUCGCUACACUGUCCCGCUCUCCCCCGUCUCGACCCACGACCUCUCAUUCGUCGGGUCAAGCCUCGGAUAUCGAGAAGCCCCUUCCCGAAUUCCCCGCUCCCACCGAUGGCGCCAGCAAGCAUGGCUCCAUCCUGGAGCGACUCGCCUUCUCUGUCUCAACAUGGGGCAAGAAGGACGGUAAGAAGGCGCGCAGCUUGAGAAAAAUGCAAUCUUGCAAGGAGCUCAAGGACAGCUCAGAAAAGCACAACGUUCCCGACUUUUCCAAGAUGAAGUUCGACCUGACCGAUGAGAAGCGCCGUCGUUUGAUUGACGAGGCCCUGGCCCGCAAGGCUACCGAGGCGAAGGCUGCCGAAACGCGGCCUAUCGGCCUGGCCAUUUAA
Penicillium salamii is the source of this 1428-nucleotide messenger RNA. Lineage: Eukaryota; Fungi; Ascomycota; Eurotiomycetes; Eurotiales; Aspergillaceae. The record is from the annotation of a GenBank genome assembly.